AAGUCUUUAUAUUUCCAGUGGCCUUAUUUGUCUGCCACGUCUGUGACUGCUAUUAUUAGUGGUGUGUGAGAACUGAGUCCCCAGUCAUGUUAUGGAGCCCUGGUGCGUGUAGCUCAGUGAAGUCAGUCUCAGUGCAGUUUGUGUUUGCUGUGUUUUUCUGAGGUUUCUCUUGUUCCAUCUGUACUACAGAUCUUACGGUGUCAUUUUGCACCACUGUUGUUGUAGUGUUGGCUCUUAUACAUGCUGCAGCCUUUUGUGGCAGGUUAGAGGACUGUGAUGGUGCUUGGAAGAGUAUACGGAGCCCUCUGUCCAUGAGGAUCUGGUCUGGGAGAAUUUAUACCCGUAUCUCAAUGCAUACAAGGCAAGUUAGUGUUCAGUGCCUGUUUGUACAACUUUCUUGGUAUUAUGUCACUAGUAAACUGACUGUUUUAAUUCUGCUGGUGACUUCAAUUCCUGUUUUGUCUAUUUCUUCAGAAUACUUGGACAGGUAUAGACAACUAACAGUAAAGACUGGUGCCCAAUGGCAGCCAUGGAGUCUCUGGAAUGUGAAACUCUGGUUUCUGUUUGAUUCUUGGGCUGAUACUGCUGAAGUUCUUUUAAACCAUUUGAGUGUUUUCCGUUGUCAUUCCAGCCCAAUACAGGGGUUUUCUGAAAUUAUUUUUUGUGUGUGGCAUUCCUUUUGCAUUAAUGAUCUCAUUGUCUUGGAAAUUUUUAUUUUGCCCGUUACAAGCAGAUGUUUAUUUUGUAUGACUGACCAGGAUUGUUCCAGUCUCUGGUCAAGGUGGUUUCUGUAUUGUGGUUCCCAUUUGCUGCCAUAAAUUCCAUCUUUGUGAGCUCACGACUUAAAGUUUCUGUUCACACUGGUCACAGAGAUGUAUUCUGUGGUAAUUUCUGAUCCUAUGCUUUUGGGUCAUUGAGCAACUAUCCUGUGAAAGAGAUAGUUGGUCUUAGAUUCAUAUUUGGGUGAAAUAAGACAACUUGUGUUGUUCUUAAAAGCCCAUGGUGUAAUUUUUCACUUUAAACCAUUAUUCAACUCUGUCCCAUCCUGGAAUAAGCAUUAUUAGCAUUGUGCGAAUUUGUGAAUUAAAACUGUGUGUCCCAAGCAACAAAAAAGCUUUCCUGUUAACAGUCAUGAUAUGAAUAAAUAUCCUUACGGGCCAGUUUGGUAUGAUACUUGACAUCACCAAUGGAAGAUUGUUAUUUUCUUUUCCCUUUUACUACUUUUUCCAGAUGACACCUACUAAACGUGAAUUUUUUAUUUCACCUAUUUAUUUCUUUAGUUUUUCAAUAGCUCAUUAUCCAUAAAACCUAGAUCUACUGGCAACUGAGGUGUCUUCCAUUAUUUUGUAAAGAUUCCACAUUGCAUAGAUGUUACUAGAGAGCUUUAGCAUCUUUAUGGUUUGAAAAUGGUAUGCCUUUUGUGUGAACACUAUUUCUUUGUCAAAGAUUAAAUUAAACCAAAAUAGUCAGAUGGAAUUUUUCAUUUGGAAUGAGAGAAUGCUACCUUUGAACAUAUUUAUUUUGUUAAAAAUGUUUCAUUAUUUAGUCUCAAGGUCUAUGGGAACAUUGAACAAGAGGGAUGGUGUCACUGUUACAGCACACAAUUCCCAAGUAUCCAGCGCUGUGGACCUUCUGUCAGUAAAGCGAUGAACCUAGUCAUUUUAAAACUUCUCUACAUCAAGUCCUCUUCUGCAUGUGGUCCAGCUGAAUACAGAAUAGAUGAUGAAUGUUGUCCGAUGUGUUCACCAGGACAACGGGUCUAUAAACAUUGUACAGAAUAUACAAGUACUUCCUGUGUUCCCUGUAUUGGCCCCACCUACCUUGAUGAACCCAAUGGUCUCCCAGUAUGUAAACCAUGUACACACUGUGACCCAGGCUUUGGUUUGAUGGUAAAACAUCCAUGUAGACCUUCAUCAGACACUGUCUGUGAGCCACUGGAGGGGUUCUACUGUACAGAACCAACUAAGGAUGGUUGUAAAGCAGCCCAGAGACACAGCAGAUGUGAACCUGGUCAAUACAUCAGACAGAAAGGAAGUCCAUCUACAGACACUGUGUGUACUAACUGUACUGGUGACACCUAUUCAGAUGGAUCAUUUACAUCCUGUCAACCACACACACAAUGUGACACCUUGAAACGUCUGCAAAUUAAACCUGGAACUCACUGGUCCGACUCUGAAUGUGGACCACAAACCUCCCCUCCUAUAGGUUUAAUUCUACUUGUACUUCUUGGGCCACUGGCUUUGGCAGUUGUGAUUGCUGUAAUUAUAUGUGUCAGAAAAAGAAUACAUUCUAAAUCAGCACUGUACAGAUCCGUGUCUGGACGUCACUGGAGACCUGCUGCAUUCAGGCCUGCUUCAAAUCUUCCAACAUUAUCCCAGUUCCCAAGAAGUCAAGGAUCAAAGGACCUAAUUACUACAGAUCGUCAGAUCGUCAUUUGAGCGCCUUGUGUUGUCCCACCUCAAGACCAUCACUGACCCUCUUCUAGACCCACUGCAGUUUGUCUACAGAGCCAACAGGGCUGUGGAUGAUGUGGUCAACGUGGCUCGUCACUUCAUCCUCCAGCAUCUGGACUCCCCUGGAACCUGGAAGCACUUGUCUGACCCCCUGAUCAUCAGCACCGGCUCCCCUCAAGGCUGUGUCCU
Molecule: messenger RNA, 2642 nt
Organism: Esox lucius (northern pike)
Lineage: Eukaryota; Metazoa; Chordata; Actinopteri; Esociformes; Esocidae
Product: tumor necrosis factor receptor superfamily member 14-like
Exons: 6
Coding region: 1647-2438 (263 amino acids)
Biological process (GO): positive regulation of peptidyl-tyrosine phosphorylation; positive regulation of T cell migration; defense response to Gram-negative bacterium
Cellular component (GO): external side of plasma membrane; membrane
Molecular function (GO): transmembrane signaling receptor activity; protein binding
Source: RefSeq, a predicted model, not a curated record